GGGAGAUGCCACAGAUGCUGUUCAUGUGUGGGACAGGGAGAGAGAGGCAAACACAGGGAGGGAUGAGACAUUAGGAGUCGCUGGUUCACAAGAUUACCAGAGACAAGCCACUGUUUCAGAGCUGGAAGCACAGCUGGUAUGAUGGGUGAAGAGGCUGCAGGCACUGAGCGAAACAGCAGUGGCGGUACACAAUAAGGAGCAGGAUUUGAUACACUGAAGGAUGAAAUCAUUUAAAUUCAACAAGAAAAGACAGGGAAAUUUUGAGGACUACAAGUGGAAGGCUGUUUUUUGAAUUGCAGAGAGGAAUGCCAGAGCUGCUGUUGCGCAUAUGAAAACGAAGAGCAUGUCAUCUUAUAACACUGGACACUGAGGGGAAAGUGGAGCUGUCCUGUUUAUUUUGCAUUAACAACUUGGUUGCCAAGCUACAUUAUUGUCCACGCUUAAUUUCUUUCCAGUUCAUUUUCCACAGACAAACAUACAGACUUGGAAUCGAUUUAUCACAUUUUCUGAAGUACGUCUUUCCACAUUUUUAGUGUGGAGUUCUGCAGGGAUGGAGUUGCUUGGACACGAUCCAUAGAGUGAAAAUUCAAACAAGAUGUGGACCUUCUGAGAUUUUAUAUCUCCAUUGUGUCUUUUUUAUUUGAAUACUGCAUCAAUGGAGGCUGGACACUGGCAUAAAGAGGUGGAUUGCAGAGUGGUAGACCUAUUACAACCUGCCAGGUUGGAAGUCUUGCCGAGGUGUUUGAAUCAUGUGGUCCACUGAGAGCAUGGAGCCAGAGAAAGCACACACCCAGAACAGCUUGUUCAGCACGGUGGAUGUACCAGACCAUGUUCACUACAUUGUUGCUUUUUUUGUCUUUAUAAUUGGGGCACUCGGAAUUACCGGCAAUGCCCUGGUUAUGUUCGCCUUCUACAGCAACAAGAAGCUACGUAACCUAGCCAACUAUUUCAUUGUGAAUUUGGCAGUUAGUGACUUCCUCAUGGCUUUUACACAGUCUCCAAUAUUCUUCAUCAAUAGCCUCUACAAGGAAUGGGUGUUUGGAGAUAUAGGUUGUAAGAUGUAUGCAUUCUGCGGUGCCCUGUUUGGCAUUUCCUCCAUGAUAAACCUUCUGGCCAUCUCAAUUGAACGCUAUCUGGUCAUCACCAAGCCCCUGCAAACCAUACACUGGAGCUCCAAACGAAGAACCACCAUCGCCAUCCUUCUGGUCUGGCUUUAUUCUUUUGCUUGGAGUCUGGCACCUCUGGUUGGCUGGAGCUCCUAUAUCCCAGAAGGCCUGAUGACAUCUUGUACAUGGGAUUAUGUUACAUACACAGCAGCCAAUAGGAGCUACACAAUGAUGCUGUGUUGUUUUGUAUUCUUUAUUCCACUGGGGAUUAUUUUUUACUGCUAUCUUCGGAUGUUCGUUUCUAUAAGGAAGACUAGCAGGGAAGUAGAACGUCUGGGCACCCAGGUGCGAAAAUCCACUCUUAUCCAGCAGAAGUCCAUCAGGAAUGAGUGGAAAUUGGCAAAAAUUGCCUUUGUUGUUAUUGUAGUCUUCGUCCUGUCGUGGUCACCAUAUGCCUGUGUCACACUGGUUUCCUGGGCUGGUUAUGCCAACAUCUUGUCACCAAUCUCCAAAGCUGUCCCUGCAGUCAUAGCAAAGGCUUCUACUAUCUACAAUCCUAUCAUCUACGCUAUCAUUCAUAACAAAUACAGGAUGACCUUAGCAGAGAAGUUCCGCUGCCUUCGCUUUCUGUCUCCCACCGCUCGAAAGGAGUGCUUCUCCUACUCCAUCAGUGAGUCCUCUUUCAGAGACUCAAUUGUCAGUAGACAGUCAGUAGCUUCAAGGACUCAUUUUAUCAAUGCUUCCCCCAACCACAGAAAUAUGAUAUUUAAAGAUGUGGAAAUGGAAAUCCUGGGUGGAAAAUCUGGUGAUCCCAUCAGACGUAUGUCAUCCUAUAGUCAGUCCAGCAGAUACAGGUCCUAUAAGAAACAAUUUGAGGAGAGGUCACUCAAGAUCCAUACACCAGACAAACUACCGUCCAUCAUGACUGAUCCAGUGACCUCACGUGAUCACAGUUUGAUGUCCAGCUCUUUAACCAUCGCCACUGUCCCUCUGUUGGUGCUCACCAGGAGGCGCAGUGAGAGCCUGACCAAUGACAUUUCAGAUGUUCCUGAUGAGAAGAGCAGUUUCAGGGAAAGGCACAGUAGCCACAAGAGCAACUCUUUUGAUUCCCUGAAUUUUGGCAAAAUGCAGCCGACUAAUUCCCGGUCACCUCAGAGUAUUCCGCGCAUAAUUGUCAUCAGCCCCACCUCUGAAAGUAGCCUCAUCCAUCAUGACAGUCCCUGCUUGGAGGACAGCAUUGAGGCAAUGGAAAACAGUGUUUUUGUUAGUUUAAACUUUUCAUCAGAAGUCUUUGAGGCUGUCAAACUACUCUCUUGACAAACUGGAAAUAAAAUUGUAUAGAAUUUUGUCCUCUUUCUCUGUUUUGGAAGCAAAACAGAGAAAGAGGACAAUUGCUUGUCUUUUUUUUAUCUUGUGGACUGAAAAAUCAAAGUUAUGUAUUUUAUUUUUGAAACUGAAGUGCAGUACAAAUGCUGCAAUGGCCACAAAUGAACAAUAGAAGUAGAGAAUGCAGUUUUUGCCGGCUCAGGAGAAGAAGAAACCCAAAGGGAAAUGACCGUUGCAACACAUGCUGCUACAAUGCAAUUUCAUAAGCUUGGGGCAAAAGUUUGACAGUUUUUUGCCAUGAUGAAAGUAAUCUAAAAUUUCUGUGAGCUUGGAAAUUUGUAUUCCAUGUACAUUCAAAAGGUAAUGUGUACUUUUCUGCCAGGAAAGGGCAUUUGAAAAUUUGCAAUUGGACCACAGUGUUUCUUAUUAAUCCAUCUCUGCUUUUUUUCUUAAAACUGGAAAAUGCAAACAAGAAUUUGAUACAAUGGACAAAAUAUAAGCAUAAGAAGAAAAGGAGGACAAAUCACCCUACAACCAAGAAUUUUGUCCAUCUUGAGCCAUUUGAAUCAGAAAGAAAUUGAAGGGCAGCAAAGCAAUAAUAUUAGGAUGUGAGGUUGUGCUUUAAGUGCAUAUGCUCAUUUCUUUUUGUCAUGCUUGUUCCUUUGGGCUAUACGGUCCUCUCCAACUUUUCAUUGGCAGUAAGGCAGCAGUGUAAUGAAAAAGUGAGGCUUUUCCUUCUGGUUAAAGACAGAUGUGAAGUUGUGCGGGUCUUGAAAACAAUGACAUUUUGUCUUUGGUGUCUUGUAUUGUUCAUUGUUCAGCUCUUUUUGGUCCUGGAGAGUUUAGACUAACAGCAAUGUGAUGUGAAUUGCAAUGAGCAACAUGGUUUGAUAAUGUUAUCUGGGUUUUUGCAAUGUGUAGCUUGAGCAUAUAUUAAUUGAAAACUACAAAUACAAUAAAGAAGCACACCAGGGUUCAUGCUGAUGAAGAAAUUAGAAUGUACCAUUAUUUAACCCUGGAUAACAAGGUAAUAAGACAGUAAAACUGAGGAAUUACACAAAGAAAAUUAACAACAAUCUCAAUGCCAAUUCUAAGCAUCUUCUUUUUUUGAUAGUUACAGUAGUUACAACUAUAUGAGAUGCCCCACAUUCAAGGUAAAUUUGUAUGGUACCCAAGUUAAGUGUGGUAUUGAACUUUUGUUUCAUUGCUUAUAUAGAAUAAUUGUGCAAAAUAAAAAUGAUUG
Messenger RNA from Menidia menidia (Atlantic silverside), 3675 nucleotides. The record is from the annotation of a GenBank genome assembly. NCBI's taxonomy places the organism in Eukaryota, Metazoa, Chordata, Actinopteri, Atheriniformes, Atherinopsidae.